Messenger RNA from Carassius gibelio (silver crucian carp), 861 nucleotides. RefSeq names its product peroxynitrite isomerase THAP4. The transcript is spliced from 5 exons. Lineage: Eukaryota; Metazoa; Chordata; Actinopteri; Cypriniformes; Cyprinidae. Bases 99 to 611 code for a protein of 170 amino acids. The record is from RefSeq and is a predicted model, not a curated record.
CUGUGAUGGCAAACACAGAUAGUUCAACCGCAGUGCGAAAUAAAUUUAGUGUUACUUAAAUUGAUAAAAUUCGUGGUUACUUGAAACAUUCAAGCGGAAUGUCAUAUCCAUUCAAUCUCUCUGCGGAGAUGAACCCCGCGGUGCUGCCGCUGGACUGGCUCCUGGAAACCUGGAGGUCCGAUGAGCCCGGGGAGGGAUUCUUCCCUUCCAUCACGCCUUUUCGUUACACAGAGACUCUUCAUUUCUCACAUGUAGGACAACCCGUGAUCAAUUUUAUUAAGUUUAAUGCAUUCCAUGCUGAGAGCAAAAAGCCACUUCACAGGGAGUGUGGAUUCAUCAGGAUUCAGCCAGGCACCAACAGGGUGGCCUUCAUCAUCGCACAGAACUCAGGUCUUGUGGAGAUUGAAGAGGGGGAACUCACUGGACAGCAGCUGACUCUGCACAGUACCGCCCUGGCUAGAACAUCUUUUGCCAAGCAGUUGAUUUUUGAUCAGAUCUCCAGGCACAUCCAGUUGAAGCCGGAUGGAAGACUGGAACAGACAAUCUCUAUGGCACUGGAAGGACAGCCUCUGACGCAGCAUUUGCACAUCCCUUACCGCAGGACUGAUUAACUGGCUGUCAUGUGGGAGGAAGAUGUGUACUAAUGUACACACAAAAUAUUGAUGGUUUAUAUAUAGCAACCUGUGGGUGAUGGUACUAUUUCUGUGAGUAAGAAUGUUAUCUAAAGUAAUAAAUGUGAUCUGACCUGUUUUCCCAACAAAACAAGCUUUGUAAAUAUUGUUACAAUAUAUAAAGGGGUCACUCAUUUUGUAUAAUGUAGAGCAACUACAAUAAAAAUGUGAAAGUCUUUUCAAAUUUAAA